Silurus meridionalis is the source of this 3357-nucleotide messenger RNA. RefSeq names its product NLR family, CARD domain containing 3-like 1 (gene nlrc3l1). Lineage: Eukaryota; Metazoa; Chordata; Actinopteri; Siluriformes; Siluridae. The record is from RefSeq and is a predicted model, not a curated record.
CACUCUCCAGCUCGCUGUAUGAACAUGUCUGUGUAAAUCUCAGUAAUAUAACACUGUCUGCUGUUUCUGCUGUUUAUUAUGACACGGAACUGAAAAUGAAAUCGUUGUGAGGGGACAGGGGAAACCGGAGCACCUGUAAUGCGACACCGUGUUACUUUUCUUUUUUUUCUGGCCACGAAUGAUACUGACCUCUUAUUCGGUAACACCAAGUUUACCUAUAGUUUAGACAGAGUGGUGUAAAAUGGACGAUGACGACGCGAUGUCGGAUAACAGUUUGCCUUUCGGCUACGGAGCUUCAGCGUUCGGCAAUGAGGCAGAGGAGGAGGAAGAAGAGGUCGCACUCCACAGAGAGCGCGCGCUCCGGUACAUGGACUGGAAUACCCCAGCAAAUAGCUAUGACGUGGAGCGAGCUGCAUCACCUACGUCCAGUUACGAAUCAAUGCACAGUGACGAUUGGACAGACGCAAUGGCUGAUAAUCAGUGUAGGGUCCAGCUACAUAGACAGGAUUCUUCAGCGUCGAGCUGUGACUCUUAUUCCCGUGAGGAAAAGUUAGAAGAAGAGCCCAAAGAAGUUGAAAUGACACAAGAACAACCAAGUAAAGCUCCUCCUUUAAAGCCAGAGUUAUUCGUUGAUCCUAAUGAGCAGCAGCACCCGGCACUGACUGUUGAUUUCACCUUCAAGGUACUCCAGAGCAGCCUGGAGCAACUUUCAGAGGAGAGUUUCAGACGCUUUAAACGAAUCCUGUGGGAACGUUACCCAGAGUGCUUUCGAGACAGGCUUGACAGCUUGGACGUAUUAGGAGCAGUGGAUAAAAUGUUGGAGCUCUGUGGCCUACAGGUGUCUCUGAAGAUCACACUGGCACUCCUGAAUGACAUGAACUUUAAAAAUGUUGCCGAGCACCUGCAAGGACUGUGCAAGAGAAAUGAAGUCCGUUAUGAGUUGAAAAAUACUCUGAGAAAGAAGUAUGAGUAUGUUAAUGAAGGCCUGACCCAACAAGGACAACAACAACUAUUUGAGAAAGUAUGCACAGACCUUUAUUUAACAGAAGGUGGGAAUGCUGCAGUGAACAGCGAGCAUGAAUUCAGGCAAAUAAAGGAUCUGCAAGAGGACGGCCGGCAAGACAAGCCAGCUAUUUUUAAUAACAUAUUUGAUCCUGAGCAUGUUGAGAAGAGACACAUAAGGACAGUGAUAACUAAAGGAAGUCCAGGGAUUGGCAAAUCAUUUCUAGUUCAGAGGUUUAUCCUAAACUGGGUGGAGGGAAGAUCACAUCAAGACAUCUUUUUUCUGCUUCCUCUGCCAUUCAAACAGUUGAAACAGGUGACGGAGGAAACAAUAGGCUUCAUGAAUUUAAUCUACAGACUAUAUCCAGAAAUGAAAGAAGUUGAUAACCUUGAGUUUGAGGGGUGCCAGGUGAUGUUCAUCUGUGAUGGCCUGGACGAGUACUCUCCCCCCAUUGACUUCCGCAACACCGCGUAUUGGUGUGAUCACAACGAUCCAGCAAAUGUUAAAGUUUUAAUCGCCAACCUGAUCAGGGGAAACCUGUUGUACUCUGCCUAUGUGUGGGUAACCACACGACCUGUAGCGAUCAACCUGAUUCCUGCAGAAUGCAUCCACCAGUUAUUUGAGGUUCGUGGGUUUUCAAAUGAACAGAGAGAAGACUACUUUAGGAAAACCAUACCACAAAAGAAGGUUGCAGAACAAGUCAUUGCUCACAUCAAGUCCUGCAAAACGCUCUAUAUUAUGUGCCAUUUGCCUCUGUUCUGCUGGGUGGUGCGCACAUUGUGCGAACAUGAUCUCAGAAGUGGAGAACUUUCCAAAGCUCUUACCCAUUUCUACACCAAACUUCUCCUUGAGCAUUUAAAUGUGCAAGGCAAUAAACUGCUGUCAAAAGACGAAGAUUUCUUCUUAAAGCUUGGGAAGAUGGCCUUCCAACUACUUGAGAAUGGUGUGUUCAAGAUCGAGAAAGAGCAAUGGAAUGAGUUUGGUCUGGUAGCUGAAGAUGCUGUGGUCACUGCGGGCCUGUGCACGCAGUUCUAUCGUGAGAAAUUUAUGAUGUACCAGGAAAAAGUGGACUGCUUCAUCCAUCCAACGAUGCAGGAGUACUUAGCGGCUCUUUAUGUCUUUCUGUCUUUCAAAAACAAAAAGAAGAACGUUCUAGAAGGCCCAAAGUUUAAAAUGUUCCUAGGCUCAAAACAGGAUCUUUCAGAACUAUAUAAGAGUGCUGUGGAUAAAGCAUUACAAGCACAAAAUAACAACUAUGACCUUUUUCUAUGCUUUCUCUUGGGCUUGUCAGUAGAGGCCAAUCAAUCUAUGCUUAGCGUCUUGCUUUCCAACAAGUGUUCCAACCAGCAAGCUCAGCAAGAGACAGUGCACUACAUUAAAAAGAAGAUGAAAGAGUAUCCUGGAAGGAAGGAAAUUCUUCAGAGAUGCAUAAAUGAACUCUUCCCUCAUCCUCAAAGGCACUGAACUAUCUUUUGUGAAUUGGACAUGGCAGCUUGUCACGGCUGAGUGUUUAAUGUUUCUGAUUCAGUAACAUGGUAUAAUGAGAGUACCUGCGAAUGUACACCAGGUAUAGAAAACUUGCCCCUGACUACUGUGAAACAACAUUGUGCUUUUGAAGAUUGUGUCCUUCACCGGGGAUAAACACCACUGCCUCUUUGCCAUUGGAGAGACGAACCCAUGCACAUUUAUGGUUGGCCGAAUUGGGCUUUUUGGGCUUCCUGAUCAUGGUCACUACAGCACUACGGCCUUCAGCUGCCGUUGACCAAAUGUGGCAGCAAGCUUUCCAUGUAUAGAAGUAUUGACUGACAAAAUACCAGACACACAUGGUAUUUGCAUGAUGGUACAUACAGUGCUGCUUUCAGUAUAUCAGGAGGAGCAGUAUUUCAGGUUUUUUGGCACCACAAUAUCAAUGGGUGCUUGUGGAACAAAAGUAACAGCAGCACUGAGACCAUAACUGACAUUCUGCAUGAACAAUUCACCUGCUUCUUCUGUUGCAUCUCCUUGUUUCAUUUCUAAGAAGGCGAGGAAAGGAUGCAAGAACAGGAAAUGAGGACAGGAAGAAUCAAGAACAAAAAUUAUUAAUGUCGAAGACUUUUCUAGCUCACUGAAGCAUCACGUUAAGUAGAAUUAACUUGUGAGUGAAAUGACUUGCUGAUAACAUUUAUUGCACAUUUAAAUAUAUAUUUUUUCAUUUAAGAAUUUUAUUUCUACACAUUGCUUACAUAAUUAAGAUAAUUCUGCUAUGUGUGGUGCUAGUUGAUUGUUUAUUGGAAUGGAUUGGUUUGAAUUAUAGUUAAAAUUUAUAUUACAGGCUUAAAUGUCAGACCAAAAUAAAAUGGACUUCAUCACUCCAA